This is a messenger RNA of Rubroshorea leprosula, 2815 nucleotides long. The record is from the annotation of a GenBank genome assembly. Lineage: Eukaryota; Viridiplantae; Streptophyta; Magnoliopsida; Malvales; Dipterocarpaceae.
ACAAAGGUCCACUUUUCGGCCUAAACAAAGGUCCACUUUUUGGCCAAAAAAAAAUUUACUCUCCAAAUGAAUCCGUUGUCACUCAUUACUUUCCACAUCUCUCUCCUCCAUGUCCUCCUCUCGUCCGCCGCUGCUGCUGGUUACAACGCCACAGACAUCAUACUCCUAGACUGCGGUGCAACUUCAAACUCUACAUCACAGGAUGGCCGCAACUGGGAGGCCGAUCCUCACUCUAAAUAUUGCCCCUUCAACGACCCAAACGCAUCGUUUUCUUCCAAUGCCUCACGCCAGGACCCCUCUGUUCUUCAAGUUCCCUACCACUCUGCACUUAUCAUUCGCUCUAAGUUCACCUUCAAAUUUCCAGUACUUCCUGGUCCAAAAUUCCUCCGUCUCUACUUCUACCCAGAAACAUACUCCGAUCUCGACACAACUACCUCCUUCUUCUCUGUCACCGCCAAUGGUUACACCCUCUUGAAUAAUUUCAGUGCUUCUUUGACGGUUCUCGCCAUGGAUCCUCGUCCAGCAUCCUUGAUCAAAGAGUAUGUUAUCCCGGUGUGGGACAACCAGAUGCUUAUUGUAACCUUUGCCCCAUCACCGGCCUCUUUUGCUUUUAUUAACGGCAUCGAAAUUGUUUCCAUGCCAAGCGUACUGUAUGCAUACGGUAGUGAAAUCCCACUCGUGUCUAUAGAGGGUGGCCGUUUCACUUUGGAUAACACCACUGCUCUCGAGACUAUGUACCGUCUCAAUGUUGGGGGAAAGCAAAUUGAGAACAAGGAUGAUACCGGAAUGUACCGGACGUGGCGUCAAGAUGACGAUUAUCUGGUUGCAUCAAAGUGGGUUACUGUCUAUAAGUUAUCCAGUUUUUCGAUUCAAUAUACUGAACCAGACACGCCAGAGUAUACUGCACCGAAAGAGGUUUACACUACCUUACGUAUCAUGGGCAGUGAUUCGUGGUUUAAUCUGAAAUCUAACUUGACCUGGAACUUCGCCAUCGAUGCAGGGUUCUAUUACCUUUUCAGGCUUCAUUUCUGUGAGCUCCUAGCUCAGGUCACCAAGCGAAAUCAACAUGUUUUCAACAUUUUCAUCAACAAUCAAACGGCAGAGAAGCAGGUAGAUGUAUUUUAUGAGGCCCAGGGCCCUCGGAUUCCAAUUCAUAAAGAUUAUAUUGUAUUGGUUGGGAACGAGGCACAAGCCAAGGAACUCCGCCUAGAUCUACAUCCUGAUCAAUCAUCAACAUACGCCGAUGCUUUCUUGAACGGCUUAGAGAUUUUCAAGUUGAAUCAAACUGCAGGUAGCCUAGCAGGGCCAAAUCCUGAUCUAGUCCCCAGAACUCAACCGCCCAAACUACAGCCAGGGAGUCGAAAAAGUGGUGAAAAAUCAACGAUUUUGCCUAUCGUUGGAGCUAUUCUCGGUGGUUUUGCUCUGUUUUCUCUCCUUCUGAUCUUCUUCAUUUUCCAAAGAAGAAGGAAACAGAAAGACUCACGGUCUUUCUCAUCAAAGUUCUCUGCCAAUAAAACCUCCUCGUUACCAUCCGAUCUCUGUCGUCACUUCUCAAUUGCCGAGAUCAAAGCUGCCACUCAAGAUUUCCACGAUCGAUUUAUGAUCGGAAGCGGUGGAUUUGGGAACGUUUACAAAGGGAUUAUUGAUGGUGGGACCACUGUUGUUGCAAUCAAACGGUUAAACCCGUCGUCAAGGCAAGGGGCCCACGAGUUCCACACCGAAAUCACUAUGCUCUCAAAGCUUCGACACAUUCAUCUCGUGUCUUUGAUGGGAUACUGUGAUGAUCAAGGCGAGAUGAUCCUUGUGUAUGAUUACAUGCCACAUGGCACCCUCCGUGAUCAUCUCUACAACACUAAAAGUCAACCGCUGUCAUGGAAACGGAGACUAGAGAUUUGUAUCGGGGCAGCGCGUGGAUUGCAAUAUCUGCAUAGGGAGGCAAAGUACAGUAUCAUCCACCGCGACGUGAAGUCAUCAAAUAUACUGUUGGAUGAGAAUUACAUGGCCAAGGUGUCAGAUUUUGGUUUGUCGAAAUUGGGUCCCAUGAGCACGUCACAAACCCACGUCAGCACUGUGGUGAAGGGCAGUUUCGGGUAUGUGGACCCAGAAUAUUAUCGCCGGCAACAUUUAACGGAGAAAUCCGAUGUGUACUCUUUUGGUGUGGUAUUGUUUGAGGUGCUGUGCGGUAGGCCGCCGAUGAUCCAAGGCCUGUCAAAGGAGAAAGCGAGCCUGGUCCAUUGGGCCCGCAGUUGUUAUUUAAAAGGAAAGCUUGAUCAAAUCGUGGAUAGGAACCUAACGGACCAAAUUGCGCCCAUGGCCUUGCAAAAAUUUGGUGAGGUGGCGGAGAGAUGCGUGCGUGAUCAAGGAGUGGAACGGCCCAUGAUGAGUGAUAUUGUGUGGGCCCUAGAGUUCACGUUGCAACUUCAGGAGGCCGCAGACAAAGAAAUAAACGACAGGAAUGCGACCACCACUGAUGAAGAGCUUUUCAGUGGUUCAAGUAAGAACGUGGCAAAAUCUCCAAAGUCGACAAGUGAUAUUGCAUCUAGCAUUGCUAUAAGUGAUCAGAGCUCUGGAACCAAGAUCUCGGAGGGUGACACAAGCAGUCUUCUAUUAGGGAAUGACAAUUGAGAAGGGAAAGUCUGUUGAGCAGAAGAUGUUAAUCUGUAUGUAUACUUUCAUAUUGGCAUCAAUGGCACCUGGCUAUAAAAAAAUCUGUAACCUACCUGUAAAAGUUAUUUUUAUUUUAGAAGCUGCCAUCUAAGGUUGAUUAUGAGUAACGUUCAACUUACUCUAUUAAUUUGCGCACAUCCACACACCC